Molecule: messenger RNA, 345 nt
Organism: Suhomyces tanzawaensis NRRL Y-17324
Lineage: Eukaryota; Fungi; Ascomycota; Pichiomycetes; Serinales; Debaryomycetaceae
Exons: 1
Biological process (GO): ribosomal small subunit biogenesis
Cellular component (GO): 90S preribosome
Source: RefSeq, a predicted model, not a curated record
GUCAAUCGUCGUAAGGAAAUCAAGGAGAAGGAGGAGCUCCAGGCGAGGUUCCAGCUCCUGAUGGCCCGCAACAACACUACAGUCAUGAGCUGGCUCAAGCCCAAGCAAGACGUUUCAAGAGACAUAGAAACCGAAAAAUCGUUCAUGGAGUUGCCUAUCGUGCCGCAGGGCGCGGGUCUAGCGGCACUCGAUGCCAGCAGCAGCAAAAUCGGCGAUUUUAUCGCUUCCAACACCACCAAGCUCGCUGCCAUCAAGGAGGAUCGCACUGCGAAGGGCUCCAAGCCUAUGAUGGCGCUCUUGAACAAGAUGAGGGACUCGGGAAGGGCUUCGGUGGCCAAGAAGGAG